Messenger RNA from Anopheles coustani, 1188 nucleotides. RefSeq lists its product as uncharacterized. Gene Ontology annotation, biological process: apoptotic DNA fragmentation. NCBI's taxonomy places the organism in Eukaryota, Metazoa, Arthropoda, Insecta, Diptera, Culicidae. Gene Ontology annotation, cellular component: mitochondrial inner membrane; nucleus. Bases 1 to 1188 code for a protein of 395 amino acids. Gene Ontology annotation, molecular function: RNA endonuclease activity; nucleic acid binding; metal ion binding. The transcript has 3 exons. The record is from RefSeq and is a predicted model, not a curated record.
AUGUGUGUAGUAGAUAUAAAAACGGGCCUGAGCGACCAGGAACCUCUGUUCCUGCGCCCCAACAAUCAACUGUGGAUCCCGGAUGGACCGGCUUUGAAGUGGGACGAAUGGGAGUCGACGCCCAUCGCUUGUCCGGGAGAUGAUGGGAAAAAUAUUAUUGUCAAAACUGGAAGGCCUAAGUCGACCAUUACCUGCGUGUCCGGUACGACUUUUAGACUUGGCGACCUGACUGAACAUGUGGACAUUGCCGACAUUAAAUGCCAGAGCCGGCCGACGGGUAGUGUGCAGAACACUGGUCAGGACUGUGGUGGUGGUGGUACUUUGCUGAACGUGGGAUUCCAGGUGGAUACGGUCGAUUUUGUGACGUACUUUCUGUCGUGUUAUAACAUGCAAACGGCUUCCGUAAUCUACACUUUCCAUGUGAUCGCUGGUGGUGCUAUUAACAAUAAAGUCCCUGUCACAAAGAAAGACAAGAAACGACCGGCGUUCAAGGCUGCCCAAGUGCCACCGGACCUUUCACCGGCAACCGCCUACGACCAAGGUGGACAGUUCGAUCUUUUCACGCAGCUGCUUGGAUCAGAGGUUCAGGCGCAAUACUUCAGCACCGACAAAUCCUACCUGUCCCGUGGCCAUCUGACUCCCGAUGCAGACGGUAUCUUUAGGCCUUGGAGGUGGGCCACCUACUUCUUCGUCAACGUGGCACCUCAGUGGCAGGCCACUAAUGGGGGCAACUGGGUGGAGGUGGAGAACGCCGCACGUACCGUAUCUGGCCGGCUUAACGAGAAGGUGCUGAUCUUCACCGGGGUGCAUGGUGUCCUAACGCUACCGGGCGUCGACGGAUGGUGGAAGACGAUCACACUCGCGGCUGGCAGAAUCCCGGCGCCGAAGUGGUACUGGAAGGUCAUCAAAUCGAAGAGUAAGGACGCCGCGAUUGCGCUGGUCAGCCUCAACGAUCCGUUCCGCAAGAUAAAACCCUGGGAGAUGCUGUGCGAGGACGUUUGCAAUCAGUACGGCUGGUCCAACCCGAACUAUCGUAAAUUUGAGCUAGGCUACACCUACUGCUGCACCGUUGCUGAUCUGCGUGCGCACAUCCCCAGCAUUCCUGCCGAAGCUGAUGCUGCUUACGUGUUAAGGUAUGAUGAGGACAUCGGCUCCGCAACCAGACCCGUCCAUGACGAACUCCGGUAA